This is a messenger RNA of Cladophialophora immunda, 1083 nucleotides long. RefSeq lists its product as uncharacterized. The coding region runs from base 1 to 1083 and encodes 360 amino acids. Lineage: Eukaryota; Fungi; Ascomycota; Eurotiomycetes; Chaetothyriales; Herpotrichiellaceae. The record is from RefSeq and is a predicted model, not a curated record. The transcript is spliced from 2 exons.
AUGGCAGCUUACUCUCUGCAGGGACCCAGCCGAACAGGCUUCGUCCUGCUCCUUCUAUGCACCUGCAUUCCCUUUCCAGCACCCGCAAGUGGCUCCGACGGUGGUGCGCUCCACGUCAAAUCUGGCGAGUCUAUCCAGGCAGCUAUCAAUGCAGCUUACUCGGGGCAAAUGAUCGUGGUUGAACUCGGCACAUACGCAGAACAGUUGACCAUAAACACGGACGGGUUACAGCUGGUGGGCAAAGGGGCCUCCCUGGUUCCGCCGGGCGCCGUAGUUAGGAACACAUGCACCGGCCUCGCUGGGCCUGACACGGAAGCCGGCAUCUGCGUAACGGGACAAGAUGUUACACUCGCAGAUUUCGUGUUAGAUCAUAGACAAGUCCUUUCAGUCGGUCAGCCAGUGAAAGACAUCUUGGUGACCGGUUUCCAAAUCCAAGGUUUCGGAUUGGAUGUUGCAGUUGUUGGAGGACAGAAUACCACGAUAGUCGGCAACGGCCUCUACGACGGCGGACAGUAUGGUUGCUUGUCUACCGGCUCAAACAAUAGUCACGUCGAUACAAACAAUGUUACCUCCACAGGCGGCUUACGGUACAUUGGUAUUUGCAUGGACGAUAUGACCCCUGGUCAGAUUACCAACAAUUCCAUCGAGGGUUACAACUUUGCGCUGUGUGUCCAGACGGACGGCGCACACGUAGCGAAUAACCACGUCCUCGAGUCGUGUUUCGGCGCCUUUGUCGACCCAGGGGUUCAGGGAGCAAAGGUCCUCGACAACCACGUCGGUGGAGCAAGUCUGAUGUGUGCCAGUCUCCCGGGAGAAGCAAUGGGCGGGAUCACGAUUUUCGCGGCCUCGGACACAGAGGUGCAAGGCAACGUCGUCGAAGGCAUGAGGGCGGGCGGACUGGUGAAUGCGACGGCCGGAAUCACCCUCGUGGACGACCCCACGACGAAUUCGACCGCCACAGGCAAUAAGGUUGUUGGGAAUACUCUGCUGGACAACGACCUGGACAUCUACGUGCGGACGGCGGGCGCUGGAAACGUCGUCAAGGACAAUAAAUGCUCCACGCCGGCCGAGUUAUGCGGCUGA